GCGGCCUGGCUCUGCUGGGCAGCACUGCCGAUGCCUUCGUCGCUGCACCCCGAGAGGCCAGUGCGCCCAGCCUCCGCGGCACCUCCGUAUCCCAGGUGCAGGCUCAAGCCGCCAGCAGUUCGUCCUUCUCGGCUCUGGCUGCCGGUGGAGCUGUCGCUGCAGCAGCUGUGGCUGCCAGCCGAUCAGGCCGCCAGGCUCGAAGCUCCGUCCUUCCUACAACCGUGGUGCCUGUCAAGGACAGCCGCGUGACACGCCGGGCGCUGGACCAGUCGAGCCGAUAUGCGGACCUGUCCCUGGACGAGGCCACGCUGAUCAAGCUCCUGGGCCUGAAUGCGGACACACGUGCAUACAAAUAUUGCGAUGUAGAACAGAUCAGUUUUGAUGUUGUCACAAGGAACGGCAAGCACGUGCUUGUUGCGUACAUCAUGAAGCCGAAGGCGGGCUACGACUACCUGGCCACGGCCGCCCACUUCGCCGCCGAGUCCUCCACAGGCACCAACGUGAAC
Molecule: messenger RNA, 506 nt
Organism: Symbiodinium sp. CCMP2456
Lineage: Eukaryota; Dinophyceae; Suessiales; Symbiodiniaceae
Source: the annotation of a GenBank genome assembly